Molecule: messenger RNA, 1994 nt
Organism: Cyprinus carpio (common carp)
Lineage: Eukaryota; Metazoa; Chordata; Actinopteri; Cypriniformes; Cyprinidae
Product: transmembrane protein 120A-A-like
Biological process (GO): fat cell differentiation
Cellular component (GO): membrane
Source: RefSeq, a predicted model, not a curated record
CACAACUUUUGAUUUUAAUAAUGCAUUAGAAAGUGUUAACAUUAACAUUAACUAAGAUUAAUAAAUGGUGUAGAAGUAUUAUUCAUGCUUAGUUCAUAUUAAUUAAAGUAGUUAACUAAUGAACCUUAUUGUAAAGUGUUACCCAAAAUUGUUAAUAUAUAGAGUUAAUAUAUGCCACUAAAAAGAGCAGUUAAUGUCAUAAGACCAAUAGUAAGACUAUUCAGCAUUUUAUUCCACUUUACUGUAUAUGUUGCUUUAACACAUAUACUGUGUAUGAUAAGAAUGUUGUAAUUUUAAUAAACCUUUUUAAAAUUUCCUGCCAAUACAUUAUUCCUAUGACCUAAUAAGAGGUUCUGUCUACAAUUUUGACAUUGACCCUGAACACUGGUUAUUCAAAGUUGGUAUAUUCUCUCUGCCUCUCUAUGGGCGUCUGUGGGAACGUAGCGGUCUUGUUUUGAAAGCGCUCAUUGGUCAGAUUGCAGGCAGGGGCGUCUCAUUAUGACGCGGGGUCCUUCUCUGAUUGGCUACGCUUGUUGUGAAACUGUGUUCAGAUGACCGAUGUGGGUCAAAAAAGAUAGCGAGGCGGUCCGACAACGGUGGAACAGAGCCGUUAUUCUCUUCACUCUUAUCUGGGAUCACUACAUACACUCUCUGGAAAUGUUAUUUAACCCGACUGGCUUGAAAGAAUGUUUACAAGAAUGGGACGAUCUGGAAAAAGACUAUCAACAAGUUCAGGAGACACAUCGACUUUACAAACAAAAGCUGGAGGAGGUUUCGAAACUGCAGGACAGCUGUUCUUCUUCUAUUGCACGGCAAAGGAAAAAGUUAAAGGAUCUCAACGAAUCCCUGCAGGAAUGCAGAGCGGUAGCGAAUUCAGAAGAUGUAAAUAAAGUAGAUGAGAUCCAAGAUUCUAUAAAGGAGAGAUCAAACAUCUUUUUUGAGAUGGAGGCCUUCCUGCCAAAGAAAAAUGAGUUAUACCUCAGUCUUGUGCUUGGAAAUGUUAACGUAACACUCCUUAACAAGCAGUCCAAGUUUGCCUAUAAAGAUGAGUAUGAGAAGUUCAAACUAUACUUGACUGUGCUGCUCUUGUUGUUCUCAUUCACCUGUCGGUUUCUGUUCAGCAACAGGGUUGUCGAUGCACUUUUCAACUUCCUGUUGGUGUGGUAUUAUUGUACAUUGACGAUAAGAGAGAGCAUCCUCAUUAAUAACGGCUCCAAGAUCAAGGGCUGGUGGGUGUUUCAACACUAUGUUUCAACAUUUCUCUCUGGAGUAAUGCUGACCUGGCCUGAUGGUGAACUCUACCAGAUGUUCAGAGAUCAGUUCCUGUCCUACUCCAUGUAUAUAAAUUUUGUUCAGUUUCUCCAGUACUAUUACCAGAGUGGCUGCUUAUAUAGACUUAGAGCUCUUGGAGAAAGACACAACAUGGACCUCACAGUUGAGGGGUUUCAGUCCUGGAUGUGGAGGGGUCUGACCUUUCUCCUGCCUUUCCUUUUCUUGGGCCAUUUUUUCCAGCUUCAUAAUGGAAUUACACUCUUCCAAAUGGCCCAGCAUCCAGAAUGGAAAGAGUGGCAGGUUCUCAUGUGCGCCUCUACUUUCCUUGUGUUGUUCAUGGGGAAUUUCUUCACCACUCUUGGUGUUGUUUACCACAAAUACAUGGAUCAGGACAGAGCCAAAGCUUUAUAAAUGACUGGCACAAAGGCACUGCUGAACUCUUUAUUUAAGCAAUUUAUGUUUUAUAUGAAUAUAUUUUUAAAUGUCAGCGUGUUAAUAUUUUGUUGCUUAAAUGUUUUCGAGAAAUGUUUUUUCGGUUUGUGGUUAAACCUAGCUAAGUUACGAUUUUUGUAAAUGUGUCACCAAGUAUAAAGGAUAAAAUGUCUUUUCCCUAAACCUAAAAUAUUUAAUUUUUUCUUUUAUUUUAUUAAAGGACUAAGUGUCAUGAUGUUUUGCACACCAUAUGCCAAAGAAAGUCAUGACAUCAGAAUAUGAUAACAGUA